Molecule: messenger RNA, 216 nt
Organism: Guillardia theta CCMP2712
Lineage: Eukaryota; Cryptophyceae; Pyrenomonadales; Geminigeraceae
Exons: 1
Molecular function (GO): metal ion binding
Source: RefSeq, a predicted model, not a curated record
AUGCAGCCCAUUCUUCCCCCAGGUGAAAUAGAGCAACCUGUUUGGAUGGAUCAGGAAGGAAUAACGAACUGUUCGCUCUGUUCGUCUGAGUUCUCAGUUGUGAAGAGGAAACAUCAUUGCAGAUGCUGUGGAGCUGUUGUCUGCGGACCUUGCAGCUCAAAUAAUAUGGUGAUACCUGGAAUCAACAAAGAUAAGAGCCGCGUGUGCUCCCUCUGU